Olea europaea var. sylvestris is the source of this 1692-nucleotide messenger RNA. RefSeq names its product UDP-glycosyltransferase 83A1-like. Gene Ontology annotation, molecular function: UDP-glycosyltransferase activity. Lineage: Eukaryota; Viridiplantae; Streptophyta; Magnoliopsida; Lamiales; Oleaceae. The record is from RefSeq and is a predicted model, not a curated record. The transcript has 3 exons. The coding region runs from base 190 to 1554 and encodes 454 amino acids.
UAUUGGUUUAGUGAAGACAAACAAAAAUGAGUUAAAAUUUUCCUCUCAUAGCAUUCUUUAGCUGGUCAACGAUACUCUUAUCAUCACCAUCUCCACCCAUUAAACUAGCCGUCUCACUCUGGCCGGCAGAAACAAUCACUUCUGUUACGACCGAUCAAAGUUGAAUUUUGCCGGGAGGAAAGGAAAAACAUGAAAAACUGCCAUGUUUUGCUUGUACCAUAUCCAGCACAAGGCCAUGUGAUUCCCCUAAUGGAACUUGCACUCCAUUUAGUAAAACAUGGCUUAAACGUCACAUUUGUCAAUACCGAGUUCAUUCAUGAACGAUUGAUCAAAGCAUUGCCAGAGUCGGACAAUAUACAAGAACUUGUACAGAUGGUUACAAUCCCUGAUGGGUUAGAAUCCUCUGACCACAGAAAUGAUGUCGGUAAAGUGGCAGAAUCCAUCUUUACUGUCAUGCCGGGUGAGCUGAAGGAUCUUAUUGAAGGGAUUAACGACUCCGAAAGUAAUAAAAUAAGCUGUUUAAUUGCCGACGCCCACAUCGGUGAGGCUUUGGAGGUUGCAGAGAAAAUGGGAAUCAAGAGAGCAGCUUUCUGGCCGGCCGCAGCCACAGUAUUAGCCCUGAUCGUAAAAAUUCCGAGCCUUAUUGACGACGGGAUCAUAAACAGUGAUGGAAUACCAAUGAAAAAUCAGGUAAUUCAGUUUUCUCCAGCUAUGCCCGGCAUAAAAACUGAUGAUUUGAACUGGACCUGUAUUAGCGAUGAUCUGACAGUGAAAUUCAUCUUCAAAAUCAUGGUACAAAUUUCAAAAUCAGUGAAAUCAGCAGAUAGGAUAGUGUGCAACUCAUCUACUUGGUUGGAGUCUGGGACAUUUGCCUCAUUUCCAGACUUUAUACCCAUAGGCCCUCUUCUGGCAAGCAAUCGGCUCGGAGAAUCCGUAGGAAACUUUUGGAGAGAAGACUUAGGUUGCCUUAGAUGGCUUGAUCAACAACCACAUAACUCUGUCAUUUAUGUUGCAUUUGGGAGUUUCACAAUAUUUUAUCAGAAUCAGUUCCAAGAACUGGCUCUUGGACUUGAAAUGACUAACCGGCCAUUCUUGUGGGUUGUGCGGCAAAACUUAACUGAAGAUUUGGACAAUGCAUAUCCAACAGGUUUCAAAGAAAGAGUGCGCCAUCAAGGGCAGAUGGUGAGUUGGGCACCGCAACAAAAACUACUAUCUCAUCCUUCUAUUGCCUGUUUCAUCAGCCAUUGUGGAUGGAAUUCUACCGUUGAAGGGAUAAGUAACGGAAUCCCUUUCCUGUGCUGGCCCUUUUUCCUCGAUCAAGUUUUUAAUCAGAGUUACAUUUGUGAUUAUUUGAAGAUUGGGUUAAAAUUGAAUAAAGAUGAAAGUGGAAUCAUCAGACAUGAAGAAAUUAAUAACAAGUUGGAACAAGUUUUUGGUGAAGAAGGAUUUAAAGAAAGGGCUUUGGAUCUUCAAACAAAGAUCUUGAAUGAUAUUAGACGAGGAGGGAGUUCUUAUAAGAAAUUUAAUGAUUUUGUAGCAUGGAUUAAUGAUUAAAAUGUUGUUUAUUUUGCUUCUAUUGCUCACUACAUGGAAACAUGUUGAGUAAGGGAAUUCGAGAACCAAUAUUUAGUCAGUCAGUGAACUUCGUUUUGCAUAAUUCAGAUAUUUAAUUUAUCCUUCCGUUUAAAUCAA